CGGCGGCCCCUGAUUAGCCCGCGGAGCGUCCGCCUUGCAUUUGGGAAGGUUUGUCCCGGACCUCGCGGCGACACGGGUGCCGAGGAUUGGCUGUUCCCGGGCUCGGGAGCGCUUUCUCCCGGGGAACCGUGGCUGGGAUCCAGGUGAUCACCAGAGGCGUUCUGCCCGCCUUGGGCAGCCCAGGCGUGGGUGAGGUUGCUGAGCCUGAAAGGAGGGGACGGAUCACCCCUUCUCCUAACACUCUGGACUGGCCUAGGAGUCUCCCUCAGGCUCAAUCACUGAGGUGCUUUAAGGUAACAAACCCAAGAGAUUGAGUAAAUUCACUGCCACAGAGCUGGAAAGGUGGCCAAACACAGAUGCAAGCCCAGUUCUGUACAGAGCCAGUCUUCGGGUGCUUCCCCACUCUCCCAGAGCACCCGUGAUGGGGACUCCAGCCUCUGUGGUCAGUGAGCCACCACUGUGGCAGGCCCCUACUGAGGCCCGAGGCCGCAAGCAAGCUUCAGCCAACAUCUUCCAGGACGCUGAGCUACUGCAAAUUCAGGGCCUGUUCCAGCGCAGUGGAGACCAGCUGGCUGAGGAGCGGGCCCAGAUCAUCUGGGAGUGCGCAGGAGACCACCGUGUGGCAGAGGCCCUGAGGAGGCUGCGCAGGAAGAGGCCCCCAAGGCAGAAAGCCUUGGGCCACUCACUGCACCACUGCAGUGGGCCCAGAGUCCCAGAGCCUGAUUCUACACUGGCUGACCAAAAGAGCAGUGCCACUGAAACCGCCUCCAGCGAGCAGUUUGAGAACUCCCAGAGGACAAGUGCCAGGGUCCGCCGAAACUGGAAUAAGCCAGGCCCCACAGGCUACCUCCACCAGAUCAGACACUGAUCUGUGAAAGGGCCAGGAAUCAAAAGUAUUCUCCCCAGGAAACACAGGCACUUUUUUGCAAAGGGCCUGGGGAAGAUAUAAAAAGGAGACCUGAGGCAGGCCCCUGGGUUAAUGAAGGCUGCACACAGCCAGCCUGCUCUAUUACAAACAAGAUUGGGGCACCCACUAGACCCUUGCACCAUGUGGGACCUGUUCUCUCAGAUGAGGUAAUACUGAGGCUUUUAGCCUCAGUGCUUCCCAACCUAACACUGCAACUGGGUUGCAUGACAUUCUCCUGGAGGCCAAGUAACAGGCACUCGGAUGUAGCAUCUCAGAACUUCUGCCGCUAAUAGCUUCUGUCACCACUGUCCAGCAAGUUGUCUUGUGCCUCACAUCAGGCCACCAGUACAGGGAAAGAAUCGUUUUAAGUGGCAAAUAAAAACACUUGCAUCAA
This is a messenger RNA of Jaculus jaculus (lesser Egyptian jerboa), 1301 nucleotides long. It is a transcript of the gene Avpi1, whose product is annotated as arginine vasopressin induced 1. The transcript is spliced from 5 exons. The record is from RefSeq and is a predicted model, not a curated record. The coding region runs from base 422 to 868 and encodes 148 amino acids. Lineage: Eukaryota; Metazoa; Chordata; Mammalia; Rodentia; Dipodidae.